Messenger RNA from Necator americanus (New World hookworm), 1818 nucleotides. RefSeq lists its product as uncharacterized. The coding region runs from base 1 to 1818 and encodes 605 amino acids. The transcript has a single exon. The record is from RefSeq and is a predicted model, not a curated record. NCBI's taxonomy places the organism in Eukaryota, Metazoa, Nematoda, Chromadorea, Rhabditida, Ancylostomatidae.
AUGUUACGCCGACGAGAUCGCCGACUUCUGCAGGAUUCAAAAGUCAUCCCUACAGACUAUGUCGCUGCCCAACACCAUCUGCUCAUUACGGACUUGAAAAUCUCCCGUCCAAGGAAAAGACAUCCAAGGACUGAAACACAGCGCAUCAAAUGUUGGAAUCUGAAGGAUCGAAAGAAGGUAUUUUUCACGUCCGUGGCUCCAUCUACACUUCCCCACCCUACUCGUAGUGUGGAGGAAAUCUGGUCGUCUACUUCCAGCGUUAUACGCUUGACCGCGGAGAACACUCUGGGAAAGACGACUCUAGGUAAGCCCAAGGUACAAAAGGCUACGUGGUUUUGGAACGAGGAAGUUCAGGCGGCAAUUCGUGAGAAGAGGUCCAAGUAUAAGCUCUGGUGGAGGACACGUCAGCCUGAAGAUCGGAGUGCUUACCUAGCGGCGAAGAGGGAGGCUAAGAAGGCAGUCUCCAAGGCGAAGUCGGACCGCUACAAGGCUGUGUACGACAUGCUUUAUACCAGAGAGGGCGAGCGGGCAGUGUAUCGUUUAGUCAGAGCGCGUCAUCGCUCAACGUUGGAUAUGGAGCACACCAAGAUCGUUAAGGGAGCUGAUGGAGCCGUUCUGCGCCGCUCUGGUCAGAUUCUGGAGAGGUGGCGAGAGUACUACAAUCCCUUGUGUAACGAAGAGUUCUGUCAUCCUCCCAUCCCAACUGCUCCCAGCGUCGAGGGUCCUGUUCUACCAAUUACUGCCGUCGAAGUCAGUGCUGCCCCCGCAAAAAUGAAGUCGAACAAGGCAACCGGUCCUGAUGACGUACCUACUGAUGUCUGGAAGCUGCUAGGAGAUCAAAGGUCCGUGUGGCUCGCAACUCUAUUUAACAAGAUCGUUGCAGAAGGACGGACUCCAGACGUUUGGCAAACUUCCGUGACCGUGCCUGUCUGGAAAGGGAAAGGAGACAUUGCUGACUGCACUUCGUACAGGCCUGUACGACUGCUGUGCCAUACGAUGAAGGUUCUUGAGCGUGUCCUGGACGCUCGUCUGAGGAAAAUUGUCAGCGUUUCACUCAACCAGUGCGGCUUUGUGAAGGACUGCAGCAUUAUAGAUGCUAUUCAUGCUGUUCGAAUCCUGGAGAAACAUCGAGAGAAGAACCGCAGUGUGCAUCUUGCUUUUCUCGAUCUCGAGAAAGCUUUCGACCGUGUCCCACAUGAGUUGUUAUGGAUGUCCAUGAGGUCGCAUAGAGUACCAGAAGAAUAUGUGCGGUGGAAAAAGUUGCUUUAUGCGAAGCCUACCAGCGUUGUACGAUGUGCUGUUGGAACAAGCAGGCCAUUCCCUGUACGAGUAGGGGUUCAUCAGGGUUCAUCCCUCUCACCUCUGCUGUUCAUACUGUGCAUGGACACGAUAACGAAGGAAAUCCAGAAGCAGCAUCCGUGGACUCUACUCUUUGCCGACGAUGUCAUGCUCGCGUCGGAGUCUCGAGAUGAUCUUCAGAAACAAGUGCAGUCUUGGAAGGAUCAGCUGCAGCAAUAUGGAUUGCGCCUCAACACAUCAAAAACUGAGUACAUGGAGUGCGGACCAAGGAUAGAGGACGGUUCAAUUCGUGUUGAUGGCACCGAAUUAAACAAGGUGAAUUGCUUCAAGUACCUUGGAUCCAAAGUGACUCCCACAGGCGACAUUGAUCAAGAAGGUCGAGCACGUGUUAAUGCUGCAUGGAUGAAAUGGAAAAUGGCAACAAGGGUGCUGUGCGACAAGAAAGUCCCUGUUAGACUGAAGUCGAAGAUCUACAGGACGGUUGUGCGUCCUGUUGCCCUUUACGGAUGCGAGUGCUGA